This is a messenger RNA of Mercenaria mercenaria, 769 nucleotides long. RefSeq lists its product as uncharacterized. NCBI's taxonomy places the organism in Eukaryota, Metazoa, Mollusca, Bivalvia, Venerida, Veneridae. The record is from RefSeq and is a predicted model, not a curated record. The transcript has 6 exons. The annotation marks the transcript as partial.
AUUUGUAGUUUCAGAUCACAGACACUGAGAGACAAUGGGCAUAACAUGGCAGGCCUAUCCUGAGAUAGGAGACAGACUUUACUUUGAACGGCUUAACGGGAUGUACUAUCAUUGUGCAAUUUAUAUUGCGCUGCCGAAAUAGAAAAAAUGAUACAAGAUGCACUACAACGAGUGGGUGAAAAAGCAUACAGUAUUUUGUUAAACAACUGUCUCCAUUUUUGCGAAGAAAUAACAGGAAACGGAACGGUUCCACCAGACAUCCGCACACUGGAGCGCGUACGUGUAACUGAGAGUGAUUGGAACGAACGUUGCGAGACACCCCUAUCGCUAAGCAGCCAUUCGUCGCCAGGCUACAACAUUGAAGAGAUCAAUUUGAUGAACAAUACUGGACUACAAAAUUGGCAAGGAAAUGGCACGAGUCCUCUGACGAAUUUCUUUGGGAGUGGCGCAAAGACAUUGACACAAGACUAUUCGGGUGGAUACAUAGACACAAUCAAUUUGAUCAACACUACUGGACUACAAGAAUGGCGGCAAGGAAAUGAAACGUGUUCUCUGACGAAUUCCUAUUGGGGUGGUGCAAAGACCGUGUUUACACAAGACUAUUUGGGUGGAUACAUAGACACAAUCAAUUUGAUCAACAAUACUGGACUACAAGAAUGGCGGCAAGGAAAUGGCACGUGUUCUCUGACGAAUUCCUAUUGCAUUGGUACAAAGACCUUGUUUACACAAGACUAUUUGGGUGGAUACAUAGACACAGUAAGUAAAUCAU